GUGGCUGCUACAGAGGAACCAGAGAAGGGUUGUGUUAACCACCAAGAUUUGUGAGACAAGUGAGCCUACAUGAUCUGACCUGUUGGCAGGGAUGCUGGGGCGCUACGUGGUGCUAGUGUGGUUGCUGGUGCUGGUGGCUGCUACAGAGGAACCAGAGAAGGGUUGUGUUAACCACCCAGCUUCCUCCUGCCCCGUGCCAGACCAGCAGACGGAAUUCUGUCUAUGCAAGCGAGUUGAAGCGGACACAGCCACAGUUGUUUGCUGCAAUAUCCAAACUGAGUUUGAGCUCAAGGAGAGCCUCUCUUGUGCCUUUCAGAAGAAAGAAACUCAAUUGCCGGGUCAGCAAGGUGUGACAAAACUGCCGCCAGUGACGGCCCUUCAUAUCCUCAACUCCACCCUAGACAAGUUAGAUGUCGGCCUAAACUUCUUCCAGGGGCUGAUAGGAUUAUCAGUGACACAGAGUCACAUCCCACGUAUCCUGGGCCGGUUUCCUAGUUCUAUAACUUGUCUCAACCUGACAUCCAACCACCUGGAAGAGAUAGACGCGAUGGCGUUCUCCAAUAUUCCGCAGCUGGGUUAUCUGGAUCUCAGCAACAACAAUCUCACUCACCCGCCCAAAUUGGAGUUCCGCUUUACCAAGGCUUAUUUUUUUAUCGAUCUCUCAGGGAAUUCUGGACUCCUGUGCAAACUGCUGCAUGAACUCAAGACUCAGCGUAACUCGAGCAUCCAAGUGAACUUUGUCAACGAGAACGAUACUUACUGCUCAUCGUCAGCCGACUACCACUGGUUCAACAGUGUCAACAUCAUCCCUUUUCAUCAGUUGGAGACAAUCGAUAAGAAAAUUCAAAAUGAGGAACAAGAAGACACAUUCAAUCACUCUAACACACUGAUUGACCACAUGACCACAACAAGCAGCACCACCCGUCACCCCACAGCCCCCUCCCCCCAGCAACAACCCUCUAACGCCCGCCCCGAAGCGAGCACGGUCCUCAAUACAUUCGAUAGCAUCGGGGAGAGUGUUCCAAAGGCGACGGAGAGCAUUCCAAAGGCGACAAGCCUGAACAGUAAAGGACCUAUUAAAAAUUGUUGA
Molecule: messenger RNA, 1090 nt
Organism: Homalodisca vitripennis (glassy-winged sharpshooter)
Lineage: Eukaryota; Metazoa; Arthropoda; Insecta; Hemiptera; Cicadellidae
Product: protein halfway-like
Exons: 5
Coding region: 92-1090 (332 amino acids)
Molecular function (GO): protein binding
Source: RefSeq, a predicted model, not a curated record